This is a messenger RNA of Drosophila takahashii, 1140 nucleotides long. RefSeq names its product odorant receptor 33b. Gene Ontology annotation, cellular component: plasma membrane. The record is from RefSeq and is a predicted model, not a curated record. Lineage: Eukaryota; Metazoa; Arthropoda; Insecta; Diptera; Drosophilidae. Gene Ontology annotation, molecular function: odorant binding; olfactory receptor activity. Gene Ontology annotation, biological process: detection of chemical stimulus involved in sensory perception of smell; sensory perception of smell.
AUGGAUCUAAAGUCGCCAGUUAUCAGAAGUGAACACAUCUACCGGGCCUAUUGGUUAUAUUGGCGUCUUUUGGGUUUGGAAAGCCCCUAUUUGCUGAAUCGUUUGCUGGAUAUUCUGAUCACAGUUUUCGUCACCUUCUGGUACCCAAUUCAUUUGAUUCUCGGACUCUUUAUGGAAAGAACCCUCGGUGAUGUCUGCAAAGGCCUACCAAUCACAGCUGCCUGCUUUUUCGCAAGCUUUAAAUUUGUCUGUUUCCGCCUGAAGUUGGAAGAGAUUAAAACAAUUGAAGUUUUGUUUAAGGAAUUGGAUCAGCGAGCUGUGAGUCACGAGGAAUUUCAGUUUUUUAAUCAAAAUACAAGACGUGAGGCGAAUCUAAUUUGGAAAAGUUUCAUUGUGGCCUAUGGAUUGUCGAAUGUUUCGGCCAUAGCAUCGGUUCUCUUCGGCGGUGGACAUAAGUUGCUAUAUCCGGCCUGGUUUCCCUACGAUGUCCAGGCCUCAGAGCUACGCUUUUGGCUAAGUGUAUCCUACCAAAUAGUUGGCGUAAGUUUGGCCAUAGUUCAGAAUCUAGCUAAUGAUUCCUAUCCACCGAUGACAUUUUGUGUGGUUGCGGGACAUGUAAGACUUAUGGCAAUGCGUUUGAGUAGAAUAGGCCAAGAUCGAAAGGAAACAAAGUCUGAGAUCGGGAAAAAAUUAUUGGAAAGCAUUGAGGACCACCGAAAGAUCAUGAAAAUCGUAGAACUGCUACGCAGCACCAUGAAUAUAUCGCAACUUGGUCAGUUCAUAUCAAGUGGCGUCAACAUUUCCAUAACGCUUGUCAAUAUUUUAUUCUUUGCGGAAAAUAAUUUUGCUGUAACUUACUAUGGGGUAUACUUCCUAUCCAUGGUCCUGGAGCUAUUUCCGUGCUGCUAUUACGGUACUCUGAUAUCCGUCGAGAUGAGCAGGCUGACCUAUGCGAUAUAUUCGAGCAACUGGAUGGGAAUGGAUCGGGGAUACUGCCGCACCCUGCUGAUAUUCAUGCAACUAACCCUGGCGGAGGUGCAGAUCAAGGCGGGCGGAAUGAUUGGCAUCGGAAUGAACGCCUUCUUCGCCACCGUCCGCUUGGCCUACUCCUUCUUCACCCUGGCCAUGUCGCUGCGAUAA